Molecule: messenger RNA, 4627 nt
Organism: Magallana angulata
Lineage: Eukaryota; Metazoa; Mollusca; Bivalvia; Ostreida; Ostreidae
Product: serine/threonine-protein kinase 32B-like
Exons: 12
Coding region: 400-1719 (439 amino acids)
Biological process (GO): protein phosphorylation; regulation of signal transduction; G protein-coupled receptor signaling pathway
Molecular function (GO): ATP binding; G protein-coupled receptor kinase activity; G protein-coupled receptor binding
Source: RefSeq, a predicted model, not a curated record
UGUGCGACGAAGCGUGAUAUGGAAUACACAACGAUGCUGCUAUGUUUUCUUUCCUGGGUAAUGCGGAAGGUACCAGCAUCGAAGAACAUGGACUGAUAGGGUGUUACUUCCGUGAAUAAGACCAGUUUAAAUGAUGAGAGCUGACAUGUGUUUCUGUUUUCCACUUUUCCCAUCAGAACUGUAGGAGUGUUCCGCUCAAUGAAGGAUUGUUUUCCACUUUUCCCAUUAGAACUGUAGGAGUGUUCCGCUCAAUGAAGGAUUGUUUUCCACUUUUCCCAUUAGAACUGUAGGAGUGUUCCGCUCAAUGAAGGAUUGUUUUCCACUUUUCCCAUUAGAACUGUAGGAGUGUUCCGCUCAAUGAAGGAUUGUUUUCCGCCAGUUCUAUAGGAAAGACUAGGCAUGGGCAACUCUACGUCAGGACGCAAGGACUCCUUUGAUGUUCACGGUGAAGUGAAUUUUGACCACUUCCAAAUUCUGAGGGCCAUAGGCAAGGGAAGCUUUGGAAAGGUCUGUAUAGUCCAGAAAAAGGACAACAAGAAAAUGUACGCCAUGAAAUACAUGAACAAGGCCAUGUGUGUCAGGAAAGAUGCGGUCCGGAACGUGUUCCGAGAGGUGGAGAUCCUAUCGUCCCUGGACCAUCCCUUCCUGGUCAACCUCUGGUACACCUUCCAGGAUGAGGAGGACAUGUUCAUGGUUGUUGACCUACUUUUGGGGGGAGACCUACGGUUCCACAUUCAGCAGGAGGUCAGGUUUGAAGAGAGCCACAUCCAGCUGUACGUCUGUGAGAUAGCACUAGCACUGGAUUAUCUCAGGAAGAAGUACAUCAUUCACAGGGAUAUAAAACCUGACAACAUCUUACUGGAUGAGGAAGGUCAUGUUCACAUCACAGACUUCAACAUUGCUACCUUGACCACGGACAAUCAGCUAGCUACCUCCAUGUCAGGCACCACUCCUUAUAUGGCCCCUGAGAUUUUCGCCUGUGCAUUAGAUGAGUGCCCUGGCUACAGCUUUGCUGUUGAUUGGUGGUCACUGGGGGUGUGUGCCUACGAGAUGCUGAGGGGACGGCGACCUUAUGAUAUUCACAGCAGCACCUCCAUUCACGAAGCCAAGCAAAUGUUUACAACACUUAAAGUGCAUUACUCAUCAAACUGGCACAGUGGCUGCAAAGACCUUAUAAAACAGCUAUUGUACCUGGAUCCUGAGAAGAGGAUAUCAUCACUUGAGGCCUUGCAGAAGCACAGCUUUAUCGCCGACCUGGACUUUGACAAGAUUCUACACCGCGAGAUCAAGCCUCCAUUUGUGCCUUCUAAAGACCACCUGAAUUGUGACCCAACAUAUGAACUGGAGGAGAUGAUCAUCGAAUCAAAGCCACUCCACAAGAAGAAGAAGAGACUCGCUAAACAGAACUCGAAACGGGAACUGUCUCGCCAGUCAUCAGUGGAAGGCGAUACAGCUCAUGACACAGAGGAGAAUAUCUUCAAAUACUUCAGGAUUUUCAAUCGAGAAAGAGAAUUACCAGGACAUAAUCAGGAGGAAUCUCACCCAGCUCACCAGGAAAAAGACAAUGAGUGUUACGAAUCUCAGGACGAGCUGGAGGCCCCGGUCAGAACGGCCUCCAAACCCCGAGUUACUAAACAAGUGACGUUCGACUCGAGCGAGCUUCAUACGACCAGCAAGAAACCCAUUUCCAGCAUAGGGGCUAGUACCUCCUUCAGCUGAUGGUCAGAACUGCUGGUGUUGCUGAUCAAGUAGCAAGGUUCAAUUUCAUUCCACUGAAAAGGAAUCGAUUUAGUUUUAUUUCUGAAGAAAAAACUUGUACAUCUUCUGAGAAAUAUGUGAAAUGUAUUUAUAAAAACAGGACUUAGCUGUGAAUGGACCUGGUUCAUAUGUGUCCAUGCUUUCCUUGCCACAUGAUGUCAAUCUUUUUUAUGGUCUAGUCUUGAUUUUUCUCUAGUCAAGGAUUUUUUUCUUUUACCCACUACAUAGUUGUAUGUACAAUGUAUUAAAGGGUUGUUAUUAAGGGACAAUUAAGCAAUGUUCAUUUAUCUGUAUGGUACCAUAUCAUGUCUCCUGUUUGUGUUUAUUACAGGAAGAAAGUAUAGAAGUAGAGAAAGGACUAUGAGUGGUAUUAUGCAUUUUUCGCCCCAAAAAUUAAAGUUUUAUAAAGAGCUUUAAAAAUAAGUUGGAAGAUUUUUCGGGAAUUAGGUCAUUUAGGUGACGUCAUAGAUAAGCAGCGAAUAAGCAAUGAUGACUAAAGUCAAGUUUAAACUGAUAGGUGUCCACUGUACAAUGAUUUAUGAAGAUUUGAUUUUUAUAUGAUGCUAUUAAAAAAUUUGUUAAAAUUUGGGGAAGAUAUUUGACCAUACCGCACAUAGUCCUUUUGAUUUCAUUAUUAAACUAGUUAAGAGAAGGUUUAAUUAGUUACAAAAUGUUUGUGAGGUACUUAACAUGAAUUGGAAAGUCUACUUUUACUGUCACUGUUUGUUUGCCACAAUGACCUACAGAUUAUAUGUUACAAUUGAGUGGGUUAAUUAAUUAAGCCAUAUGUGUAAAUAUUGUGCAACAUACUCCUCUUUAAAAUUUUGCUUCUGUAAAACAUACAUUUUCCUAAAGAAAUCUGUUAUUAAAAUACCUAGAAUUUAGGCAUGUUUUUAGGGUCAAAAUUUAUUGAUGACACCACUUUUAAUUUGCCGAUUUUGUAAGGUAAUAGUCCCCGCAAAAGUUUUUCAUAACAGACGGAGUAAUAUCUUUUAUUAGAGGGACACAUUAUGAAUUUAAAUUCACGGCAUCAGAAAAAAGGCAUAAUUUAUAGUUUAUAGUGAAAGUUUUACACAUGAAUGUUUAUUGUAACAACUGUGCUCACAAAUUGCUUGUGAUCAAAAAUAUUUCUUGUAUUUAUGGGGAUAUAAAUACGAUUUGGUCACAUGAUCAAAUCUGAUAAAGUCCUUAUUUCUUAUGCCACCAGACCAAAGUUUGUUACUGCACUAUUGUGAAUCAUUAAUUAUGUUUUGAAUAUUUUAAAAUUAUAGGUCUUUUAAUAUUGUGUUCGAAUCUUUUUCACAUUCCUUUGGUUAUACUUGUAUUAAUUUUAUAAUUUUUUUAUUCUUGUUUUAUUACAUUAGAUUUAUUUGUAAUUCUGUUAUAUUUGCCUAGUUAGAAACAAUCCUACAAUGAAAUGAAGCCAGUAUCAGUGAUUUAAUAUUUAUUGUUUGUUUAACGAGGCCGGGUCUAAUUUUUUCUGCCCUAGAUUUUUGAAUGAAAUUUUUAACAAGAAUUUCUACUGAUAUAAUUAUUAUUUUAAGUUAAAAAAAUAAGACAUUUACCACACCGUUUGUUUAAGGGGUCAUCUCAAAGUUUGUUAAUUUUUAACAUAGGACUCUAUGGGAUUUUGCUUGAAAUGUACCAAAUUUGCACAUUUUUUAAACUUCUGCCCUAGGGAUUUCUUUUUCUGUUCUACAAAUUAAAGUUAUUGCUAAAAGGCAUCAAAUUGUCAAAUAAAAAAAACCUUUUACCUCCUGGUUUGUUCCAGGGGUCUUAUCAAAGUUAUUUUUUGUACGCCCAAUUUCCCAGUUUGUCAGAUAAUGGCUAUUUUUUAUUUGACAAAGAGGGAAAUGGUGACCUUUAUUGUAUUAUUAAAACAUUAAGACAUAUUUCGGUAAUAAAUAAAUAUAUAACAUCACAUAUUAAGGGUAAAUGAUAUAAAAUACAUGGUUAAUGUCUUGAAAUAAAUAAAUUUAGCGAUAUUUAGGCGGGUUAAGAAAACGUGACAGAGGGUUAGGCUUGCUGAACCCUCUUCACGUUUUCGACCCGAGCCCAAAUAUAGCUUAUACUUCGAGACAUUUAUGUUUAUUCCACAAUAUAAUAUCAAUUUUACACAUCAAACGAGUUAUUUUCAACAAAUUUCGCUGAAUAUCUGCAGUUGAAACUAUCACGCCAUGGCGUCAACAAAGCAAAAAGAUGACGUCACAAUACAAAUGAAACGCUGCGCGAAAGCGUGCGUACUCGUUCUGUACUCGGCCUCGUUAAGUUAAUCUUACAGUCAUAGUUCUUAUGUGUGAGGAGAGAGAGAGAGAGAGAGAGAGAGAGAGCGAGCGAGAGAAUAAUUAAACUAUAAUUUAAACCCCCCCCCCCUACCAUGAUAAAUAAUUUUUUUUCUUAUAUACAUUUGAAAAUAGAAUUCAGUGCAUAAUUCAGGACAAAUUACAUGUCGUAAAAAAAAAUUAUGACAAUCAGAAUUCUUUACUUUAUUUGUAUUCAUCUUCAUUGCACAAAGCUUAUGUCAUGAAAAACAUGAAUUUGAUUUCAUCUUGUUGUCAAUAUGCUCUGUUUAUUGCUGGUUUUUUUAAUUUAUAGUGUGACUUGUUUAGUCGUUAGCAUGUGUUCAAAGUACAUAUUGUUGUCAUUAGAAGGAUUAUAUCCUAUUUUUUAAUCUAUCCAUAUUUUACAUGUACACACCAUCAUACUUAGUGACAUUCAGAUCUGUAAAGUUGAAAGGCUCCAUGAUCAUUGUUUUAUUUUAUAAAUUGUUUAACUUUUUCUUGUUCUCUUUGUUUUAUUAUUUAUAUUCUAUUCACUGUUGGCAUAUGUUUUAUAAAAUUUAAAAAAAAAAUUAAAUAUUUUUUUGUUA